AUGUAACCAAUAGCAAACAGAAUGUUAAAUUACUUGUAACCUCAAAUGUAUGCCAAGUUUACAAUGUUGGCAAACUAAAAGGGAUGCAUAAAUUUAGGCCAAGGAUUCCCAAAUUUCCCAUCCCCAUAAAUGAUUAGAGAUGCUCUUUCAGAAGAAGCAUAAACAGAAUCUCUUCAAUACACCAUGACAUCUGGACAUCCAAAAUUGUUACAUUCAGCUUCUAAAUUCUUCGAAUAACAAAUUGGAUGCAAAAUUAAUGUGGACAAAGAGAUUAUGGUCAGUUCAGGUGCUUAGGCAGUAUUGAGCUGUGUAAUGUAAGGAGUAUUAAAUCCAGGAGAUGAAGUAAUUUUAUUUGAUCCUGCCUUCGAUUUAUACAGACCUAUGAUAGAAUUCCAAGGUGCAAGACAUAUUGGGAUUCCAAUCAUUCCCAAAAAAUUGAAUAACAAAUAGGAAAUCAUCAAAAGAUUCAAAGAUGGCAAAUUCUAAUACUCCUAAGAUGAUGAUUGGGAAUUAGAUUUCAAUUAUUUAGAGAGAGUUAUUAAUAAAAAGACUAAACUACUCUUGUUGAAUUCACCAAUGAAUCCAAUUGGAAAAGUAUUCAGUACAGAAGAAUACAAUUAAUUAGCUGAUAUUCUUGAUAAACAUCCUCAAGUAGUUGUUUGUGAGGAUGCAGCCUAUCAUCAUAUUACUUUUGGGAAAUAUCAGCCAUUUAAUUAUCCUAGAUGCAUUACACAUCCAAGAUUAAAGGAUAGAACUGUUUGUGUAACAAGUGCAGGUAAGAUGUAUUCAUCCACAGGAUUAAGAGUUGGAUUUGCUGUAGGAAACGAAGAGAUUAUCAAAGGAAUAAAGGCAGCUUAAACUUAUCAUAUAUUUUGUUUGAAUCCUGUGAUACAGACAGCAACAGCAAAAUGCUUAGACUAAACUCUGGAUGGAAAGUACUUUUAAUCAGUUAAGAACUUAUAUGAAGAAUAAGCGAAUAUGUUAUUAAAAGGGUUGGUUGAGAGUAGAUUGAAUAUGAAUUAUUGGGUUCCAUAGGGAGGGUAUUUCAAAUAUUUCGAUGACAAUGGAAAUAGAUUAACCAGAGACUUUGCUUUUGCAUACUACAUGAUUAAUGAAUUUGGAGUUGUUUGCAUCCCUUGUUCUCCAUAUUAUGAGAAUAAAUAACUAGGCCAGAACUACGUCAGAUGGGCUUUCUGCAAAACAACUGAAACCAUCCAAGAGGCCAUCAAUCGCCUUAAGUGA
This is a messenger RNA of Paramecium tetraurelia, 1242 nucleotides long. RefSeq lists its product as uncharacterized. The record is from RefSeq and is a predicted model, not a curated record. The transcript has 4 exons. Gene Ontology annotation, cellular component: cytoplasm. Gene Ontology annotation, biological process: biosynthetic process. NCBI's taxonomy places the organism in Eukaryota, Ciliophora, Oligohymenophorea, Peniculida, Parameciidae. Gene Ontology annotation, molecular function: L-kynurenine:2-oxoglutarate transaminase activity; pyridoxal phosphate binding.